Purpureocillium lilacinum is the source of this 1650-nucleotide messenger RNA. RefSeq lists its product as uncharacterized. Gene Ontology annotation, molecular function: hydrolase activity. The record is from RefSeq and is a predicted model, not a curated record. Gene Ontology annotation, biological process: nucleotide catabolic process. NCBI's taxonomy places the organism in Eukaryota, Fungi, Ascomycota, Sordariomycetes, Hypocreales, Ophiocordycipitaceae.
AUGAGGCUGAACACUCUCCUCCAAGUACUUGUUGGGGCACUGGCCACGGCCCAAGAUGCCUUAUACAGCGAGCGCUUGACGAAACGCUUCGUCGACGCCGAAGGACACUAUAACAUAUCAUUCUUUCACGUCAACGAUGUCCAUGCACAUUUAGACCAAUUCGCUAAGUCCGGGGCCGAUUGCGUGGACCAGUCCAAAGGAUGCUUCGGCGGGUACGCUCGCAUCUUGUCCAAGGUCAAAGAACUCCGCGGUCAGCAUCCUGACCACCUCUGGCUCAAUGCCGGCGAUGAGUUCCAAGGAACGCUGUUCUACUCCUUUUAUGGUGGCGAGAAGAUUGCCGAAACGGUCAACCAGCUCGGCUUUGACGCCAUGACUCUUGGCAACCAUGAAUGGGACGGUGGCGACUCGGCGCUCGGAGAGUUUAUACAAAACCUGACCUUUCCCGUCGUCUCCUGCAACGUCAGAAGCACUCACGAAGUGCUGAACAGCACCAUAAAAAACUACCACAUCUUCGAGGAGCACCAGUUGGCGGUCAUCGGGGUCACCACAGAGACGACAAAAUCCAUUUCCAAUGUGGGAAGCGGCACCAUCUUUCUGGAUCCAGUCUCUGAGGUGCAGAACUCGAUCUAUCAGAUACGAAACAGCACAAAGAUCAAGCGAAUAGUCGCCUUGACGCACCUCGGCUAUGACGUAGACCAAGAGCUUGCACGAAGAACUGAAGGACUCUCCCUUAUCAUCGGAGGACACAGCCAUACAUUGCUCGGAGACAUGGCCAAUGCCAAGGGUAAAUACCCGACGGUCGUCAAGGAUCUUUCUGGAAACGAAGUCUUUAUUGUCACCGCGUACAGGUGGGGUGAGUACAUCGGGUAUAUUGAUGCGACGUUUGACGAGGAUGGCAAAGCACUCGCAUACCGUGGUGCUCCAGUUCACAUGGACAACACAACCACCCUGGACGAGGCACUGCAGAAGCAAGUCCAGUCAUGGCGUGCGCCUUUUGAGAAGUAUGCAGCCGAGGUGAUUGGAGAAACAGUCUACGAAUUGGACCAGACGACAUGCCAGCAACAGGACUGUCUGCUCGGCCAAGUGCUUGGCGACGCCAUGCUGCAAUAUCGUCUCAACCAGACAACAGACCAACACCGUCCCGCGUUUGCUAUUGUGAACGCUGGCGGCAUUCGCGCUACAAUUGACGCAGGGAACAUCACCCGGGGCGAAGUGUUGACAUCAUUUCCUUUCGGCAACGCUGUCGUCGAGGUGAAUUACCGCGGAUCAGACCUGCGCAAGAUCCUUGAAGGAUGUGUUUCCCGGGUCAAUCAGUUCAACCAAAAUAAGGUGACGUCCUGGUUCCAGGUCUCUCAAGGUGUCACAAUCAGAUACAACCCGACACACCCCCCGGGAUCAAUGCUUUCUUCUGUUAAGAUCGGAGGGAAGCUACUUAACGAUACACUCGAGUAUCGUAUAGUGACCGUGGAUUUCCUAGCAGGUGGCGGCGACAAUAUCCUCCCAAUCACACCGAACACUACACCACUCGACACCUUAGAUAAAGUCCUCGUCUCGUAUAUUCAGCAAGGAACACCGCUUAAAAACCAGCUUCAGAAAAGGGUAGUAAUCUCGCUAAAGCCUGGCUGUAAAAGGGGUAAAGAUAUAGCUUAA